AUGAUAGGUGGAGGAAGCUUGAAGAACUCACGACAUUCGAGCCCGAUGAGGCGGCUUGACUAUGGAAUGAGGCCCAACGGAUCCAGUCUAUGUAUCGACCCUGUUAUCGCUAGGGCAGUAUCAUCCUCAUCUCUUACCCCUCUUCCCGUUGUGUUUCAUAUAACCAAUAUCAUGGACUUCCAACCCAAGAAACAAUCUUCCAGGCGAGGUUCCGAGACCACCAUUCCAUCGCGGCACCGAUCAAGUGUGCCCUCCCCUUACACCCAACCCCCACUACAGACGGCCUUCCCACAGACACAUGCUGGAUUUCCAAUCAACGACUCAUAUCCAUUGGCUCUGCCGCUCAAUCAAGGAAAUUCUGGGGAAGGCUUCCCGGCCUUUGUCACACCAAGCGCUGUCGAAUACUCAGACUCUAAUAGCUAUCGCCAUAAUCAUAACACAGUCACAACGGGGUACCCAUACUCCAGCAGUGCCCCGGCAAACAGCAUGAUGUCCUACCCGCCCGUACUGUCGCAGGCAAAUUCCGCCUAUGCUGAUCGCUCGUCAUAUGAGGUUCAGGCAACCUCGACACACCAGUCAUUUUUGCCGCACCGCAGUCACCCGAAUAGCCCUUUAACGUCUUAUUCGGGGUUGACAGGUCAUUCGUCCGCCGCGAGUUCUUACGGCUAUCCCUAUGCCGCCAGUUCUGCGACAACAACCCCUAGCGCAGCGAACACGCCUGUACAGCCCUUGUCGCCCACACUUAUGGGAGUAGGGAGCUGGGAUAAUACCAGACAGCCCAGAGAAACCUAUCAGCAACCAACUGUGGACCGAAGCAAUCGGGAAGGACGUAGGGCUCACGUCACAGAUUUCCCACCCAACCCCUCGCGAUCUGAAUCGAUAGAGGUCCAUCGAUCCAGCAGAGGCGCAGCGUUCGACCUUUGGCGUCGUGUAAAGAUGACCAAAAAAGCAUCAGCUCUCGGCCACGCAAAGACGACGACAAGGACGACAGAAGGAAACGGACACGGAACGAACAGAGACGAGAAGGUGGUUCGGACAGACUACUCUCAAGGGUUUCCUUUGCGCCCCUAG
This is a messenger RNA of Colletotrichum lupini, 1071 nucleotides long. RefSeq lists its product as uncharacterized. Lineage: Eukaryota; Fungi; Ascomycota; Sordariomycetes; Glomerellales; Glomerellaceae. The record is from RefSeq and is a predicted model, not a curated record. The transcript has 4 exons. Bases 1 to 1071 code for a protein of 356 amino acids.